Messenger RNA from Lacerta agilis (Sand lizard), 245 nucleotides. RefSeq names its product ATP synthase membrane subunit DAPIT, mitochondrial-like. The record is from RefSeq and is a predicted model, not a curated record. The coding region runs from base 38 to 217 and encodes 59 amino acids. The transcript has a single exon. Lineage: Eukaryota; Metazoa; Chordata; Lepidosauria; Squamata; Lacertidae.
UGUUAAUCGCAUUUGAGAAACAUUUGGACUAAUAGUGAUGGCAGGGCACGAUGCUGGGUCACAACGCCAAUUCACAGGGUUUCAGAAAUACUUCGAUACCUACACCAUGACAGGCAGAAGAAAUUAUGUCAUAGCUACAUAUGCAACGAUAGCAAGUAUCGUCCUGUAUUUUAAACUGAGGCCUAAGAAGCAAACUCCAGCCGUGACACAGAAAUAAGAUGGGUUGACAUGUUGACACUGGACCA